Ipomoea nil (Japanese morning glory) is the source of this 1345-nucleotide messenger RNA. Its product is annotated as phosphatidylinositol N-acetylglucosaminyltransferase subunit C-like. Lineage: Eukaryota; Viridiplantae; Streptophyta; Magnoliopsida; Solanales; Convolvulaceae. Gene Ontology annotation, biological process: GPI anchor biosynthetic process. Bases 251 to 1165 code for a protein of 304 amino acids. Gene Ontology annotation, cellular component: membrane; glycosylphosphatidylinositol-N-acetylglucosaminyltransferase (GPI-GnT) complex. The record is from RefSeq and is a predicted model, not a curated record. The transcript has 2 exons.
UGGGAAGAGAAAGAUUUUGAAUGUAAUAUAGGACAAAGGAAGUAAGGAACUAAGUAAUUAAAGAAGCAUUUUCUUUGAAUGACUCCCAACAAUGUCAUCAUAUGACUUCCAUUUUACUACCAAUUAAAAAAAAAAAAAAAAAAAAAAAACCGUGUCUAGGCUCCAGGAUUCAACCCAAAUUCAGUUCGUAGCGUGCAUUGAGAUAUCCGAAUACCGAUCUGAGCAGAUUUUGUGAAGUUAUAUGACAUAGAUGGAAAGUAUGAGGAGUGAGAACUCAUUUCCAACACAACCUAAAUGGAGAAAAGUUGCUUAUGGAGGGAUGCAACCUGGUUUUGAUGACAAUCACACAGAUGAAUCUUUCCUAGAAGAUAUGAUUAUGAAUGCCAAUGUGGUCAAAAGGGACUUGCUAAAGGUGAUACUUGAUUCAGUUUCAAUUUCUCAGUAUAUUUGCACUGUUUGUCUUGUGGUUUUGGUUUGGACCUAUACUCUCAAAUCCUCCUUGAAUGAAAACUCACUUUUGGUUUUAAAUUUUAGCCUUCUUGGAUUGGGUUUCUUCAUUCUUCUCUUAACUGCACACAUGCUCUCCUUCAAUCUUCUUCUCGGUUACGUUCUCAAGAUUUCCUUCUUUAUUACCGGGCUGUAUAUGUUGUCUCCUGUCUACCAUACACUUACUCGGUCUAUAAGCUCGGAUUCUAUAUGGGCACUAACGGCUUCUCUCCUCGUAAUCCAUCUCUUCCUGCAUAAUUACUCGGGAUCCACUGUAAAAGCUCCCGGGGCUCUAGAAAAUAAUCCUACCCUUACAAGCAAUAUCUCUUUGAAUGCUUCUAUAGUGGCUUCACUUCUCAUUGCUUCUCGCCUUCCGUCAAGGCUUCAUGUAUUUGCCAUUGUGCUAUUCUCCUUGCAAGUUUUUUUAUUCGCUCCAUUGGUCACCUACUGUGUGAAGAAGUACUCGUUCCGAUUGCACCUGUGUUUUUCGUUUGGGUUAAUGGUCUUGACAUUAGCUCUUGUUCACCGGUUGCACACACUGCUAUUUGUUUUGUUGCUGGCGGUGUUUAUCUUUGUCAAUUUCGUAUGUCCUUAUUGGCUGAUACGGCUUCAAGAGUAUAAAUUCGAGAUUAAUGGCCCCUGGGACGAGGCAAAGCUUUGCUUUGCGAUCACAGAAUGAAGAACCAAGUCUAUGGAAGAAGAUCCAAUAUUGAUAAACAUAUCCUACUUUAGAGUGGUACUUCAUUUGUUUUGCAAUUUCAAUCUCUGGUUCUGAUUUGUUACACUGCUCUGCCUCUGCUGAAAUGUAUCUUGAUGGAAAUAUGUGAGUUUAGCUAUUUCAUAUGGAGAGUUAUAUUAC